Molecule: messenger RNA, 1215 nt
Organism: Phalaenopsis equestris
Lineage: Eukaryota; Viridiplantae; Streptophyta; Magnoliopsida; Asparagales; Orchidaceae
Product: 60S ribosomal protein L9
Exons: 6
Coding region: 531-1103 (190 amino acids)
Biological process (GO): cytoplasmic translation
Cellular component (GO): cytosolic large ribosomal subunit; ribosome
Molecular function (GO): rRNA binding; structural constituent of ribosome
Source: RefSeq, a predicted model, not a curated record
AAAAAAAUACAAAUAUGUACGCAAUUCUUCCUUUUCCGGAUACCGCUUCAAAGGAACGCUUUCUUGCGCUGCCCUAGCCGCGCACGGAAAUCCAUCGCCUCCUCCUGCGCACCGAAAAUCUUCCUCCAGCCCCGUUUCCUUCCUUCAGUACUUUGCUGCCUUCCACCGUUCUUCCAGUUCUUCUUCUUCGGAGGUCUUGCACUCCGAUUCCUUCUUCAUCCCGCGUUCCUGGCCUCCUUUGGCUUCUUCGGCAUUCCCGCAGAUGGAUUCAUUGCUAUUGUUGGAUUAUACCUUAAAGAAACAAAAGCCUGUCUACUUUGCUUUUGGGCGCUGGUCAUUGGUUACCACUCUCAGGGCCGAGUUCUAAUCGCAUCUGCAUUACACGAAAUCCAACCCGAAGCAACGCUAUAUAAACUCAGGUUCGUCUAGGGUUUUGAUAGAUUUCUUCUCCAUUCCAGACGACCAUCUUCUGCCAGUUGCAAUCUUCCCACCACCAGCAAGAACCUGAGAAGUAGAUACAAGACGCAAAAAUGAAGACGAUCCUCUCAUCUCAAACGAUGGAUAUUCCGGAAGAAGUCACUGUGAAAGUUAAAGCUAAAAUUGUAGAGGUGGAGGGACCUCGUGGCAAGCUUACGCGCAAUUUCAAGCACCUCAACCUCGACUUUGAACUUGUUGAGGGGGAAAAAAAGCUCAAGGUGGACGCUUGGUUCGGAUCCCGAAAAGCGAUGGCGGCGAUCCGCACGGCCAUCAGCCACGUUCAGAACCUGAUCACCGGUGUGACUAAAGGUUAUCGGUAUAAGAUGCGCUUCGUGUAUGCUCACUUCCCGAUCAAUGCCAGCAUCACCAACUCCAAUUCUUCGAUUGAGAUUCGUAACUUUCUUGGUGAGAAGAAGGUUCGAAAAGUGGACAUGCUUGAAGGAGUGACCAUUAUCAGGUCUGAAAAGGUCAAGGAUGAGCUAAUCCUUGAUGGAAAUGAUAUCGAGCUAGUCUCUCGCUCUGCCGCCUUAAUUAAUCAGAAAUGCCAUGUGAAGAACAAGGACAUCAGAAAGUUUCUUGAUGGUAUAUAUGUGAGUGAGAAGGGAAGCAUCACUGAUGACCAGUAGAUCUCAUUGAACUCUAUAUUUAUGUUUUAUUUCAGUUUAGAGGGAGCUGUUUAGGAAUUGACUUCUACCAUUAUGUUGUCAGUGAAAUUUUGUUGUGUAUAUUUGGUGCUUU